AUGUCUGACCUGGAAGCAGCUUUGGGUGCUUUGGGCCUGGAGCCUUUCCUGCCGAAACUGCAUGAACUGGGUGUCCACCAUCUCUGCCAGGUUGGGGACCUGCUGACGGCGGACCUGGCAGAGGCUGGCCUAAGCCGAGUGCAGACCCGCCAGCUGCAGCGCGCAGCAGCGGAGAGAAGCGCAGGAAGCAGUCCACCAAAAAGUGCCUGCCAGUCUCAGCGUCUGUCUCUUCAGUCGGACGGAGCAUUGGAGCGAUCAGCCAUCGUCUGGGACGCACCGGCCAUGCACCAUCAGCGCCAGAUGGAGCCGGAAAUUGAGCGCGAAGAAUCCGAGAAGUCCGAGAGCCCCAGGAGCCCGGAGGUCCAGGCAUUCUUCCGCUUGGACGUCGGCUUCGAUGAUUCACCAUUGCAGCAAUCAUUGCCCGAAGCAUUGCGAAAGCGGCUGGACACGCGCAAGCUCAGGAGCCAAAAGCUGGAGGCUCUGGGAGCUCAGGGCACAGCAUGCGCAGCGACUCAGCUGGCGCAGCCGGCGACACAAAGAUCUGAGCGAAGUGAGAGAUUCGAACUGCAACUCGGGAGGACACGACCCGGGGAGGAGCCUGAUGCUAUUCCGAGCUCUGCGCGAAGCGCCUACAAAAGUCCCAAAAGGCGGAGUGUCAAUGAAGCUGCUUCCGCACGAGGUUACACUGAAGCUCAUGCGAAGGAGGUGUCGACACCGAGGGCCGGACGUCAAAUGUUCGACAAGAACACGCUGCGGAGGAUGCAGCGGGAGGUCUUCAUGUUGGCCCUCCAGACAUUUCAGAAGACUCUGGAAGUGGAGCCGCCAACUCCUCGACGUGCUUGCGGAGCACGUGUGCAGGUUUUUGUCCGCAUCCGACCCAUCUUCAAGAGCGACCUGGAGAAAGAUGACUUCGAUGUGGUGUCGAUUCCUGGGAGGGGCCAGGUCAUGCUGCAUAGCUGCCUUUUCGAGGCAGAUUUGAAGUCACCCUUCAUCAUGCAUCAUACUUUCCACUUUGACCAAGUCUUCGGACAGGCCGUCACCAAUCAGACCGUGUACAGGGACGCUGCUGCUGAGAUUAUCCAAAGCUCGUGCUCGGGCGGCGUUGGUCUCCUUUUCAUGUUCGGUCAGACUGGAAGCGGCAAGACCCACACCAUGUGCGCCAUAGAACAGAUGGCAAGCGAGGAUAUCUUCGCAAGCCUUGACGAAGAUUCCGAGCCGGCGGUUAGCAUACAGUUCCUGGAGCUUCGCGGGGACAAGUGCUACGACCUACUUGCAAACUCUUUGGGCAAGGAUUUCCCGCAGCUGAAGCUACGGGAGCAUGGCAAUGGCACGUACCAUGCCGAAGGAGCUAUGGAGUUGUAUCCACGCUGCCCCGAAGAUAUGCGCAUCGUGUUGGAGACAGCCCAUGCUCGCAGGAGGACCUCCGCCACCGGGGCCAAUGCUGUUAGCUCCCGGAGCCACGCCGUCUGCCUCAUCCGUGUGGGAACUGCUGGCGGUCGCACUCGCAGCACACGCGCUGGACUGCUGGUCUUGGUUGAUUGUGCGGGCAGCGAGCGCCGCAAGGACUCCAUGUAUCACUCCAAGGAGCGUCAGCAAGAAAGCGCCGAGAUCAACACGUCGCUCUGCGCGCUGAAGGACUGCUGCCGCGCUCUGGCUUCGAUGCCACGCGUUCCGCCACACGUGCUGCGUGGUUCUGCUCUCACAAAGCUCCUGGCGCCGGGUCUUAUCGGGGGUGGCAGGCUGGCGGUGAUUUGCACGGCUUCACCCUGUGCUUCAGACACGGAGCACACGGUUGCGACACUUCGACUCGGCGCAGCCUUGGCAGGGUGCAUCGAGAAGGAGGAGAAGGAGGCCCUCGAGAUCCGCGAGCAGCGCCCCACGAAAACUCAUCCGAAUCAAUGGACGCCAGAAGAGGUUCGUGUUUGGAUCGCCAACUUGGAUUCCGGUAGCUUCGUGGAUGUCCUGGGCUGUUUGCCUUCGGACACCACGGGCCAGAUGCUGGUCCGCUUCACCGCCAAACGUUGUGCGCAGCUUUGCGGCAGUUCGAGGCGUGGCCAAGAUUUCUUCAAGCUCCUACACGAAGCCAUGCAGGAUGAUGCCAAGUCCCAAAAGUCCUCCAAGAGCUUGGGACUUGCGCAAACAGCGCCGACCAAU
Molecule: messenger RNA, 2154 nt
Organism: Symbiodinium pilosum
Lineage: Eukaryota; Dinophyceae; Suessiales; Symbiodiniaceae
Source: the annotation of a GenBank genome assembly